This is a messenger RNA of Durio zibethinus, 1080 nucleotides long. RefSeq names its product protein farnesyltransferase/geranylgeranyltransferase type-1 subunit alpha-like. Gene Ontology annotation, cellular component: cytoplasm; protein farnesyltransferase complex; CAAX-protein geranylgeranyltransferase complex. Gene Ontology annotation, biological process: protein farnesylation; protein geranylgeranylation. The record is from RefSeq and is a predicted model, not a curated record. Lineage: Eukaryota; Viridiplantae; Streptophyta; Magnoliopsida; Malvales; Malvaceae. Gene Ontology annotation, molecular function: protein farnesyltransferase activity; CAAX-protein geranylgeranyltransferase activity.
GUUGAUAAUAUUGAUAAGAUCCAAACCAGUCCAAGCAGUAGGCAGCAAGCAGACACUGAAGUGGAAUCAAAUAAAGAUGAUGGACAGCCGCUGAGCAGGAGUGCUGAGUGGUGUGAUGUGACCCCUGUUUUCCAUGAUGAUGUUCCGAAUCCAGUAGUCCCCAUAGCCUGCAAGGAAGAAUUCCGGGAAACAAUGGACUACUUUCGAGCCCUCUACCGAGCUGAUGAACGCUCCCCUCGUGCCCCCCAUCUCACCCGCCAAGCCAUCCUUGACAAUCCUGGCAAUUACACUGUGUGGCAUUUUAGGCGACUCCUACUCCAGACCCUUAAUGCUGAUUUGUAUGAUGGACUGGAUUUCCUUCAACAGAUUGCCAAUUCUAAUUCCAAGAACUAUCGAUUGUGUGGGUGCUGCAAGCACUGGGAGGCUGGGAAGAUGAACUUGAUUACUGUCAGAAUCUUCUUGAGGAAGAUAUUUUUAAUAAUUCUGCUUGGAAUCAUGCAUGGAUGAAUUAUCCUCUACUGCUGUAUGGAUCCUAACCUUAUAUACGAUGACAAUGAUAAUACCAGACCAUCUGCCAUGGUUCUUCUCAGUCUCUAUCAAAUACUUUCUUAACAUCAUAAUCCUGACAAUGAGAGCGCAUGAAGAUGCCCCCGGGGUCUUUACAAAGACAACAUUGAGGUUUGGAUUAACGAUCCUCAGGUCUCCUUAGUAUGUUUGAAGAUAAUUAACACCAAGAGCAAGUAUGUUUUUGCUCUUAAUACAUUUCUGGAUCUUCUAUGUCGUGGUUUUCAACCAAGCUAAGAGUUCAGAGAUGCUGUGGAUGCUCUGUGGACUUCAGACACUCACCAACUAGAUUCUGACCUGGCAAAAGCAAUUUGUUACGUCUUGGAGCACGUGGAUUCUUUGAGAGCAAGCUAUUGGAUGUGGCGCAAAAGCAAGCUUCCUGUGGCAGCCUGAUAAACGAUGGAAAAAUGGGAUGAGCAGUGUUUGAACCAUCGCUGCCCUUUGUGAAAAAUGCUGUGUCUGUUGGUCGUUUAGCCCAUGACUAAAAAUCACUUUUGCACUUAAUUUUUUAUUAUA